Epinephelus moara (kelp grouper) is the source of this 1583-nucleotide messenger RNA. RefSeq names its product fibroblast growth factor binding protein 1b (gene fgfbp1b). Gene Ontology annotation, biological process: cell-cell signaling. The record is from RefSeq and is a predicted model, not a curated record. Lineage: Eukaryota; Metazoa; Chordata; Actinopteri; Perciformes; Serranidae. Gene Ontology annotation, molecular function: growth factor binding.
ACAUGUCAGAACGAAACACAUAACCAAAGAAACCACUGCCAAGAUUUUUCUCAAUGGAGCUGGGUGCGUAAUUGUGUGUGUUGUUGGGCGGGAAUAGUGGGCGUGCCGCAGAGUCUGUGUAUGAAAGCCAUGUGCGAGGCCACAGAGAGCCACAAGAAGCAGCUUUACGCACAGCAACACGAGUCUUUAUCGAUAAUAAAUUGUCUGCUAAAAGGAGACAUGUUGCUGCUGAAGACUUUCGCUCCCAUGCUGAUGUUGGCCUUCAUCGGGCAGCAGGUCUCUCUGUCCUCCGCUGCGCGCAAUAAGAACCGAGAAGCGGACAAAACCGUGACUAUAGCACCCCCCGGCAGUGCGCAGAGGAGCGGCGACAAGCUUGCAGCCAGUGUCCGGGGAAAGAUCCCCAGGGGCAAGAUGCAGUGUACUUGGGUGGCAAAAGACGUCGGGGACACUGUCAAGCUGAUGGUAAAAUGCGAGGACCCGGUGGCGCGCAUCAAAGGCGGAUACACCAAUCUGCAGUGCGAAUACAACGGCAAACCUCAGAGCUGCCCGGGCUACCGUUCCAACAACAAGGGCUUCUGGAAACAGGUGUCCCGCGCCUUCAAAAAGCUGAAAACCAAAGUGUGCUCGGACGAGCGCGCGCUGGUGAAGGCUUCCGUGUGUAAGCACGCGCCCCAGGAUGCGCACUUCAAACUGGACAUCUUUAGCUCAGUAGGAGAUGAACUCACCGAGCUGAUGACGCCUCGCUCCACCUCCACCUCCACCACCGUGUCUCCAGCGUGCACAAAGCACGCGAACCACCAGAAAACGGCUGAAGAGACUUGCAGCGGCUCGUGGGCCAGUGUGUGCAACUUCUUUAUGUCUCUCCUGCAAAGUGACGACUGUUAGCUCCAGAUCUGAGGAGGAGGUGGACACUAUCAGACUAAAUGCAGGAUUUAUUUUGUGUUUGUCAAACAGCGGUGAUGCAGCAGCAACAGAUCUUUAAUUUUUAAUCAGUAAAAGUCAAGAUUUUAUCUCCACAAUUUGUAUUUAUACCCAAUUGGACUGAGUGGUUUCAUCAAUAUGACAUUUGUUUAUUGAGUAAUUUAUCAUCGCUGGUGGAAAGUGACUAAUUACCAUUUUUGUGGCAGUUGUACAUUUUGAGAUUUUCAUGUUCCUUCAAAACGUGAUGAGAUUAUAAAAUCUGUUUGUUUUUUUGUUACAUUUUUUUCCAUUUGAUAGGCCUACUUAAACUACAAUCUGUAUUUUCACGUUUCUGUUUAAUAUUGUUUUCCAGCUUUUCAAUGAACAUUUCUGACCAAUAAACACAGAUAAAAACAUGAAACCACUAAUUGAUGUUGACCUGAAAAGGCUUCAAAGUUUGAGAAUAUAGUUUUUUUAAUUAUAAUAGAGGUUUUUUUUACAGUGUGGUAUUGUUUUAUGUGACCUGAAUACUUCCUGCACCACUGUUCAUCACACAGAACCAAUGAUUUGUCAUUAUAGCAUAGAGUGGUACUUUUCUUUCUACCUCUGGUCAACUUUAUCAAUCAGCCAUGUAAACACCACUGUAUUUAUGCACCACAAAUAAAUAUUUUCUACUUAUACAA